Molecule: messenger RNA, 1821 nt
Organism: Plasmodium vivax (malaria parasite P. vivax)
Lineage: Eukaryota; Apicomplexa; Aconoidasida; Haemosporida; Plasmodiidae
Exons: 2
Coding region: 250-1821 (523 amino acids)
Source: RefSeq, a predicted model, not a curated record
AGCCAGGACUCAAAUAGGAAGUGAAAUUAGCUUCUCAUUCCUUUCUUCUUCCCUUUAACACCUCUUGGGAACGCCUCCCCCAUCGCUAGCGCGAACCCCACUGUCGCGUGGCACACAUACGUUGCCGCCAACGGAGCGGAGGAAGAGGCGAGCUGUUCAGGUGUACGUACAGGAGAAGGGGCACACCUCCCGAGGAAGAGAAGAGCAGUAAAUACCCCCUCCCCUUCUCCCCCAAGCAGAGAAGCCAAAAUGAGAGGUGCAGCAAUUCGCGUGCUGCUGUUAGCGGCGCUCCCCCUUCUACGGAAAAACCAAGUUGACUCCCUUCAGCUGUAUGCCAAUGAAAUGGGCACCCCCGCGACGGACUCGCUGAACGGAUCAGCCAAGUCGUCGGCGGCCAGCAACAGUGGAGCCCCCCCAACUGUGCCAAACAUCAUGCUGGAUGGCAACACCCAAUUCAGUGAGUCCCUAAAGGACUUCUUAAAGGGAACCAAUUCUGGGGAGGGAGCCAAGGGGGAUGGUAGCAACCUCUUCCAAGGGGACCCCCUCCUGGGAGAUGCCAUCAUAGGGGAGAACUUCGUCGAGGAGAACAAAGAAUUUAUAAAGAAGCAAAUACUGUCGGACCUUUAUAGCAAAUUUAUUAUAGAGGUGGUGAACAACAACACGGUGUCGUUUUUGGACCAGCUGAGUGGGGACAAGUCGAGCAGCAGCGAGUUUCAAAUUGAGUUGGAGGAGAGCUGCUCGCCCUUCUUCUGCGAGAAGGUGAUGAGGGCCAAGGAGGUGCAGAAGCCGGGCGUGGCCGAAGCCAGCCAAGCUAGCGAAGCUAGCCAAGCCAACUCGGCCAGUACUUCUAACGCGGCCAACCCUGCCAGCACUUCCAACAGCGUGAGCGAUGAGAGGGAAAUCAAGCUGCACAGUGGAGGUGCAGACGGACGUGCGAACGACGCGGCCGAGGGGACGGACCACCUGGUGGUGAACCUGGACGCCGUGAAGCGCGCCGCGGAAGGGGACACCCAGAAGGGAACCGACCAGGCAGACGUGGAAGGGCUGUUCACUCGAACGGUAGACGGAAACGAAGAAAAGCAAAAGAUCAUUCUCACCGACGGGGAUAACGUAUACGUGUUGGAGGAGAUAACACAGGGAGGAAACUCUCCAUUUGGCCAAGAGGACCCAAAUAAGCAACACGUCGAGCAGGAAAUUAAAAUGCAUGUGCCUAGCGAAGUGAAUGAGAGAGAGGGUGAGAGAAAUAAGGACCUUCUAGAGGACCUUCUAAACUCGUCAGACUCCAUUUUGGAUGACAUCUCAGGCCCCGUAAGCAACAUACAAACGGAUUCUGCAAAAGGGAUUAGAGAGCAUGACCGCUCGAAGGAUGCACCCACCUCCCCAGAUUCCUCUGCUCCAAACGAUGUAAACGAUUUGAAGGAAAACAUUUUUACCUUAAAUGAGGAGGAGCUGUCCAAGAAAAUCCUAGACGAUAUCAAAAUGAACAGCGAGGAUAAGGUCGAGUGCUACACCAUGUCAGAUGACGAGAGCAAAUGCAACAGCUAUAAGAAGUGCACCUACGUUAACAUUGACGGUAAGGACACCUGCUUCCUGGACUACAACUACAUGCUCUUCCUGAAGAACAGCAACUGCUCGCUGCAGCCCAAGUCGGCGCUUCUCUCCAUUUCGAAGGACCUGCUCAGGAACGAAAUCAUCAACCGGCAAAUGUUCCAGCUGCUGCGCAACAGCAACAACAAGAACUUCAUCUGCGACACGAUCACCUACUCCUUCCUCACGAACGUCGUUGACAAUACCAGCUACGAGGAGGAGAUCUUCACCUGA